Messenger RNA from Boeremia exigua, 1776 nucleotides. RefSeq names its product Alpha/Beta hydrolase protein. The transcript is spliced from 2 exons. Gene Ontology annotation, molecular function: dipeptidyl-peptidase activity. NCBI's taxonomy places the organism in Eukaryota, Fungi, Ascomycota, Dothideomycetes, Pleosporales, Didymellaceae. The record is from RefSeq and is a predicted model, not a curated record. Bases 1 to 1776 code for a protein of 591 amino acids.
AUGCAGGUGGCCUACAAGCCUAUUCAGAAGCCCGAAGUGGGAGUGAAUAACUACCAAGGCUUCACACCUGGCAAGACGGAAGUGCUCCGCAAAGGCGCGAAACCGCACAACGCCCGCCCUCUCGAGUCUGACAUUCAGAUCGACCAUGAUGUUGAGAUUGUGGUCAGAGAUGGAUGCCGGCUCUACGUCGACAUCUACAGACCCGCGGACGUUCCAGCAGAAGAGAAGCUACCGGCUGUGAUCAGCUGGUCGUGCUACGGCAAGAAGUACUCCGCCCUACACAUGCUUCCUAUUUGCGUUUGGAAUUGUUGUGUACCGAACGAGGCCCUCAGUGGGUUGGAGAAGUUCGAAGGUCUUGAUCCGGUUGUAUGGUGUCCGCGUGGGUAUGCAAUCGUCUCGGUAGAUUCUCGUGGCACUGGUAACAGCGACGGCUCCAUACCAAUUAUGGGAUCUCAAGACGCGGAAGACUGUUACGAUGUCAUUGAAGCCAUCGCAACAAUGCCAUGGAGUAAUGGCAAAGUAGGCAUGGCCGGCAAUAGCGCCUUGGCUAUCAUCCAAUGGCACGUUGCCUCUUUACGCCCACCACAUCUCGCUGCGAUUGCCCCUUGGGAAGGGUCCGGCGAUAUAUACCGCGAGCAGUUCUGCCGAGGAGGUGUGUUCAGCAUGUCGAACUUCGAUCUCAUCACCCACUUUAUCAUCAAGACAAACAACCCCGGUGGUGGCAUCGAAGACUUCGCUGAGAUGUAUCGUCGAUCGCCGGUCUCGAACGCAUACUGGAGUGACAAGCGACCUGAUAUGACCAAGAUUGAAGUUCCUGUGUUCAUUAGUGGAAGUGACUUCUCUAGUAUACACACCAUGGGAGCCGUACGAGGAUGGCUUGAAGUGCCUCACGAUAAGAAAUGGAUUCGAUGGAGUUCGCACCAGGAAUGGUUCGAGCUUUACUGCGAUCCUCACGCCGACAAGGAACUUCACAGCUACUUCGACAAAUAUCUUCGAGGUGUUGAGAACAAUUGGGAGAAGAUGUCAAGAGUGCGAUGGUCAGCACUCCAGUUUGGUGAUCGAGAGGCCAUCGAUGGCAUCGAAUUCUCGGACUUCCCGGUGCCGGAGACGCAGUACAAGGAUUUCCAUCUUACUAGCGCUGGCUUGACAGAGCAACCACCUUCCAACACUGAGAUUAUCAGCUACAACUCAGAAGACUCUAAGUCGAUCGCCGAAUUCUCAUACAAGUUUGCGCAAAAGUCGCGACUCAUUGGUCUCCCAAAGGCAGUUCUGUACAUGUCAGCACCGUCGCACGACGACAUGAACGUUUAUGUCAUUCUGCGCAAGCGAGACAAGAACGGCAAGCUGCUCAUGCACCUCUGCUUUCCGUUCUCGGCUAUUCCCUCGGCUUACAAGAGCAUUGAUGAUAUCCCGGAGAAAGAACGCGCAAGUUUGAACUUGCAUCUAGGCAGUGUUGGUGUGCUCCGUGCCAGUCAUCGUGCGUUUGACCCAGCACGAAGCAUCCACGAGCAGUUCCCGUUUCACCCGCAUGACAAGGAGGAAAAGAUUAAACCCGGUGAGAUCGUGAAGCUGGAAAUUGGUAUCUGGUCAAUGGGCGUGGAUUUUGACGAGGGCGAGUCAAUAAGCGUUCAGGUCUCUGGGGAGUUUCCUUCCAUAGCAGAGUAUACUUCGUUCUCGACACCGCGACCAGAAAGUGAGAAGAACAAGGGUGAGCAUCGGAUACAUGUUGGGUCAGAGACGCCGAGCAGGAUCAUACUGCCCUUCAUUCCUUUGUAG